Molecule: messenger RNA, 1694 nt
Organism: Drosophila serrata
Lineage: Eukaryota; Metazoa; Arthropoda; Insecta; Diptera; Drosophilidae
Gene: TfAP-2
Product: transcription factor AP-2
Biological process (GO): regulation of transcription by RNA polymerase II; anatomical structure development; regulation of cell population proliferation
Cellular component (GO): nucleus
Molecular function (GO): DNA-binding transcription factor activity, RNA polymerase II-specific; RNA polymerase II transcription regulatory region sequence-specific DNA binding
Source: RefSeq, a predicted model, not a curated record
AUUCGCAUCUAUUAAUCGUUUAGUGUUUAGUGUACAUAGCGACGGAUACGUGACUCCAACUCAAACACCCAUUGUUGCCUUAACCAGUGCCAAAAAAGAUAAAUCGAUUUUCAAUAAGAAAACUGAGUGAUCGUACCUGUUCUGCAUCUCAAAAGCAAACCUAUGCUUUCUACCUAAAUAGAUAUUGUCGCAGCUAAUCUAAAUCAAAAUGCACAUUCUACACCGCACCAACGAGCAUCAGUUCGAGGAUCAGAAGUUCAUGAUGGAACGCCUAAGUGGACAUGGCAGCCUAGGCCUCUCCAGCAGCAGUGCGGCGUACACCACGCACUCCGGCGGUCACACGGGGCGCAGCGGACCGGCUACCGGGCACAGUGGACACAGUAGCACCCAUGGAUCGGCGGCCACCAUGCACCACCAAUCGCUGCAGUCCGACUUUCAGCCGCCGUACUUUCCGCCCCCCUUCCACCACUCCACGCAAAGUCCGCCCCAGCAACAGAACCACGGUGCCCUCGAGUACUUGGGCACGGAUCCCUAUGGCCAGCCCCUUUCCUCGCUGCACCACGCCCCACUGCACCACUACAAUCAGCUGGCGGGGCUGCGGUCCACGCAGGAUCAACUGGGGAUUCACAGGACCCACAGAGAGGCUGAAUUGCAGGGACAUGUCACCCAACUGUCCCACGGAUUUCCGUACACGGAUAGAAGAAGUGAUUACGGAAGUGCAAUAUCGGCUGGAGCUGCCCACGGAACCACUGGACAUGAACACGAGUCCUUAGCUUUGCACCAAGCCCUUCAAAACGCUGUUGAUGAUGUCCAAGCCCCUGCCCUCGACGAUAAUGUGGCUUUUAUGUCCGACUUGCCGCUUAUUAAGAGCAUGAAGAGCGGGAAAGAAUCCGGGAACCUGGGCUCGGGUUCGCCCAGCGAGGUAUUCUGUGCAGUUCCUGGUCGCCUUAGUCUCCUAUCGAGCACGUCGAAAUACAAGGUCACCAUUGCCGAAGUGCAGCGCCGGCUGUCACCACCCGAGUGCUUAAACGCCUCCCUCCUGGGCGGAGUGCUCCGAAGAGCCAAGAGCAAGAAUGGAGGUCGGCUCUUGCGGGAGAAGCUGGAGAAGAUUGGUCUGAACUUACCGGCUGGAAGGCGAAAAGCGGCUAACGUGACGCUACUCACAUCUUUGGUGGAGGGCGAGGCAACGCACUUGGCUAAGGAUUUCCAUUUCGUGUGUGAGACGGAAUUCCCGGCAAGGCAGCUGGCUGAGUACAUUGUCCGCCAUCAAACGGAGCCACAGGACUCCUACAGACGGAAAGAGCUCAUCCUUCACUCCCAGCAGAUUACAAAAGAAUUAAUGCAGAUCUUAAGUCAAGAUCGAACGACCCAUUUUGGCACAAGAUCACAGCACUUGUUGGAGCCUUCGAUGCAGCGCCACUUAACACAUUUUUCCUUGAUUACGCACGGCUUUGGAUCACCCGCAAUAAUGGCCGUUCUGCAUGCUUUCCAGACAUUCUUGAAUGAAUCAUUAAACUAUUUGGAAAAGCUAUAUCCUUCAAAUGGCGGCGGAAUGGUGUCGUCAUCGUUGGAUAAAAGUAAAAUUGACAACGAAAAAAAAUGAUAGGCUAUGUGUAUAUUGCCACAGGAACAUGCAAGCCGUAGUUUAAGAGUAAAUUUCAAUACGACAUCGAUAACAAAUAAUACAACUCCUG